Messenger RNA from Aspergillus brunneoviolaceus CBS 621.78, 1926 nucleotides. Its product is annotated as G2/mitotic-specific cyclin. Lineage: Eukaryota; Fungi; Ascomycota; Eurotiomycetes; Eurotiales; Aspergillaceae. Gene Ontology annotation, molecular function: cyclin-dependent protein serine/threonine kinase regulator activity. Bases 1 to 1926 code for a protein of 641 amino acids. The record is from RefSeq and is a predicted model, not a curated record. The transcript has 4 exons. Gene Ontology annotation, biological process: regulation of cyclin-dependent protein serine/threonine kinase activity; mitotic cell cycle phase transition. Gene Ontology annotation, cellular component: nucleus; cyclin-dependent protein kinase holoenzyme complex; cytoplasm.
AUGGAUGCAAAGCCCCAGAGAAUCCGCGUUCGCGGCGACGAAAAUGCCCCCUUCCCUGCCGUAGCCGGCAAGACCAUCCACCAGCAGAACAAAUCGACCCCUGCGUUGUCGGCCCUCUAUCAGAACGGCGUUUCGAAGCCUACCACCAAGCGAGCGGCCUUUGGAGAUGUCAGCAACACGUCUAAGCCCGUUAAUGCCAGCCGCGACGACGCAUCCCUUGCUGGGAGGAAGCAGUCCAAAGCUGCCGAGAAGCCCUCGGUGGUCAUUGAGAAGAAGUCCACUGUCCUAGCACAACCGGCCCAACGCCCAGGGGUGAUGAAGGGAAUCUUGAGUAAUGUCACCAAUGUCACCAAUGUCACUCAUGCGAAGUCCGUCGAGCCGUCGAAGCAGGCUGCCAAUACCCGCAAGACCCUGAACAAGCGGGCCACUAUCUCCAAGGACACAUCCAAGGCACAAGCCGAAAAAUGCGAAAACACAUCCAAGGAAACCAAGAAAGAAGCGAAGCGAGGAAAAGGUGAGCCUUCGCUUGCACAUGCGCCGAUUGCACCUGCGAAGCAAGAUGGCGCAAAGGAAGAAACCCAAUCAGAUGAGGUCCAGGAUCCUGUAGUGGGAGAAUUGGAAGAGCACGCUGUUGUCACCUCUGCAGCGGUAGAAGAUGACAAAGAAUCCUCCAAGCUUGAUGAUGACGUUUGUGAGGUGCAAGGUGUGAGGGAAAGUCGUGAGUCCCGCGAGGAAGUUGGCCCUGCAGGCCACGAUAUAUCUGAUCCUGCUACCAAGUCUCACCGCGAAUCUGUCUCAAGCUCUCACGUCACCCAUGAUCGCCAACCGGCACAGGCUGAAUUUGAGGAUUAUUGGGACGAUGAAGAGGAGGAGAAUGAGGACGAUGAUGGAUACAUCACGGCUCGCUCUUAUCGUUCGCGUGGCGAGAACACCACCGGCGGCGCUACGACGGUCCUGUUCCCUAAGUACACCCAGCAAGUCCGACGGGAAUUAGCCCUUGCACAGCAAGUUGUCGAAGCUACGCGAACAGAGGAGGAUAUUGAAGAUGAGUUCUGGGACACAAGUAUGGUUGCGGAGUACAGUGAGGAGAUUUUCGAGUAUAUGAGAGAGCAAGAGAUCAAGUUAUUGCCAAAUGCGCAUUACAUGGACAACCAGGCCGAGAUCCAGUGGUCGAUGCGCUCGGUUCUCAUGGACUGGCUAGUGCAAGUCCACCAUCGGUUCUCGCUGCUGCCUGAGACCCUCUUUCUCUGCGUCAAUUACAUUGACCGGUUCCUGUCCUGCAAGAUUGUCUCUCUUAACAAACUUCAAUUGGUGGGCGCCACUGCGAUCUUCAUCGCGGCUAAGUAUGAAGAGAUCAACUGCCCGUCCAUUCAGGAGAUUGUCUACAUGGUCGACGGCGGCUACUCUGCGGACGAGAUCCUGAAAGCCGAAUGGUUCAUGUUGAGCAUGUUGCAGUUUGAAUUAGGAUGCCCUGGCCCGAUGAGUUUCCUGCGCCGCAUCAGCAAAGCCGACGAUUAUGAUCUGGAGACGCGCACUCUCGCCAAGUACUUUCUGGAAAUUACCAUCAUGGACGAACGCUUCGUUGGCAGCCCUGCUAGCUUUGUUGCAGCGGGGGCUCAUUGUUUGGCUAGACUGAUGCUGAGAAAGGGCGACUGGACACCCGCCCAUACCCACUAUGCAGGAUAUACUUACUCUCAGCUUCUGCCUCUCAUUUCCCUCAUGAUGGAGUGCUGCGAGAGGCCUAGCAAACACCAUGCCGCGAUCUACGAGAAGUAUACUGACAAGCGGUACAAACGCGCUUCUCUCUUCGUCGAGGCCGAAAUGAAGCGAGGGUUUCUUCUCCCUGACAACCACAAAGACACUUCUUUUUUCCGCCGGAACUCAACUCUCGAAGCAGGCCACUAUUGCAAGAAAGUCAACAUUUAG